Messenger RNA from Salvia hispanica, 773 nucleotides. RefSeq names its product transcription factor MYB36-like. Lineage: Eukaryota; Viridiplantae; Streptophyta; Magnoliopsida; Lamiales; Lamiaceae. The record is from RefSeq and is a predicted model, not a curated record.
GACAUAAUAGUGAUAAAAGUGAGAGUUAAAUGGGAAGAGCACCUUGUUGUGACAAAAGCAAGGUAAAGAGGGGGCCAUGGUCUCCUGAGGAAGACACCACUCUCAGAAACUAUGUUCAGAAGCAUGGCACUACUGGAAGCUGGAUUUCUUUGCCUCAAAAAGCAGGGCUGAAGCGAUGCGGCAAGAGCUGUCGGCUGAGAUGGCUUAAUUACCUUAGGCCCAACAUCAAGCACGGCGGCUUCACUCACGAAGAAGAUACCAUCAUUCUUACACUCUAUCAUACCAUUGGAAGCAGGUGGUCUGUGAUAGCUUCACAGCUUCCAGGGAGAACAGACAACGACGUCAAGAACUAUUGGAACACCAAGUUAAAAAAGAAGCUAUUGGCUGCCAAUCAUCCGACCGCCGCCACAACAACAAUGGGGAGCAUUAACUCAAAGAUCGACAACAUGUUGCCAUAUUUCCCAGUUGAUACGGAAAUUCUAGACUCUCCGUUCCUACUUCCCGGACUCAACGAAGCACCGGAUUCUGCGCCACUUCCUUCAGCUCCAGCGAGCCUUUCAAACAUUCAUGUAAAUGGAUCAUCCGAAGACGACUCGUUUCUUGUUGAAUUAAUGCCCUAUGAUGCCUUCGAUUUCCAAGACAAAUUUAACUAUCAACUUAACUAUCUCGAGCCGAUGUAUCAAAGUUAUACUAUGUGAAGUUGAAGAAGAGAGGAGUGAUGUUAAUGCAUUCAAUAAAUAAUUUAGUGGUAAUGGAUAUAUAUGUUCAAGGUA